AGAAAUAUUUUACAAUGGUUUAUGGGGAUUUAUUGGAGACACAGAUUUUCGGUUCUCUGACGUCACAGCCUCUAUUUUAUGUAAAACACUAAACUUAAGUCUAUUUGGAUAUGGUGCCGGACGCAUGCACAUAGGAUACAAUACAAUAAAAUAUUCCUGGUUGCGGACAUUAGAAUGCAAUGGAAAUGAACGUAGUAUUGAUGAAUGUGUUGAAACUGACCAAUUGAACUACGCUCAAUCUGGUGCAUGGUACUUGGGCUAUGGCAGCAAGCUAUAUUGUGUGGAUUACAAACUGACUGGAGGAAUAUCACAAAAUACAGGCAUGCUUCUAGCGGCGUUUUCCGGCACACAACACACAAUUUGUUACGAAAGUUUUGAUAUCAACGCAGGAGAUGUGGUGUGUAAGCAUUUACAAUUUAAUGGUUUGGUAGCUUUUACCGAAGGUGAUCCCGGCUCAAUACCAUUAUUUAACAAUAAACUAACAUGCACGGGAAACGAGAGAUCUCUAAAUGAUUGCACAAUGUCUAAUGCUAUCAUCGAUAAAUGUACAAGAGCUGUUUACAUAACAUGCAAAGCUGUUAGAUUGACUACAUGGAACGAGUAUAACGAUGAAGGUGCUGUUGAGAUAUUUUACAACGGUUCUUGGGGAUAUGUCGGUAAUCAUGAAUAUAGAUUCAAUGACGAAACUGCACACUUUCUUUGCAAAACACUUGGUUUUCGAACUGGCGGUUUUAGUACGGGAGACCACUCAUUAGGGUCGUCACAUGACCGAAAAGCUUGGCUCAGGUCUUUGUCAUGCGAUGGUACAGAAGCAGACAUCAUGCAGUGCGUCAGUCCUUUAAGCUUUAGUUUUCAACCAUCGCAUACGUUCGUUUCCAAAAGGGGAACCUGGCUUUAUUGUUUUGGUAAGUCUAAUAAUAAUUCAAUUCAUUCAUUAUAUCGAUGAUAUUACAGAAGCACUAAAAUCUAACUUGUAUGUCAGGCGAUUAGCUAUUUUCUAUUUUGAUAAUAAUAUCCAAAUUAAACACAGAAUGAAAUACAAGUACUAAAAAUAGUAUGAGACAUUGCAGAUAUUGAUGAUUUUUGGUUAGCUAACAUGAACAAGGGCUGUUCGAUAAGUUCGCGAAAGUUUGCAGUAACUAUUUCUUUUAAUAUUUAUUAUAUUAACGUAAUACGUACACAUUGCGGGACGAAACACCCAAAAUACUAUAGUAACUCAUGUCUUGCUUGUUGGCGCGAUCCAUUUUCCCCGUAAAUAUUAUUCCAUUAUUAAUGUAAGAUCAUCAUUUCCGGACUAGAAAAAAUGGCACGAACUUAGCAGACGUUAAAGAAACGCCAUGACGUCAUUGCUGUAUAAAAGUCGUUGAUAUUUCAGUAAUGGUCAUUAAGUCUCGCCGGUGCUUAGCUUUUUUCGUCUUUAUGUCUUCAAAAGACGAGGAAUUACGUGCAGUGGAAAAUUGUUAUUGGCAGGGUAAAUCGCCGAAAAAUACUAAAGGUAUGAUUGAAGAGUCUGCUGCUAUAAGUUCUAACAGCAUGUUAUUUGUAUACACGUGAUAUGAAAAGGUUUUCUCCGCAUAUAGACGAUUCACGCGAAUGAUGACAGCAACUGUUACGACGUCGAUAUUGGUCAUGCUUAAUGCUGAUCGGCGGAUUACGGUGAGCGUUAUCUCUGAUGACCGGAUAUAAUCUAGUUUAGCGGACUAAUGCCACAGCGCGAUGGACGGGAGCGUAUCUAAAUGAAUGUGCAUGCGUUUGUGGUAGCUAAUAUGUGUUAUACUGACUUUUGUUCUACUUUAAAAAAAUAAGCAUGUAAUAAACCGGGGGUGUGGGAGGAGCAGCCCCAAAUAAGCAAGAGUGCCAAUGUUUCCUGAAAACCUGUGCGUAUACUGCUCUAUCAUUAACCAUAUUAUGACUCAGGACCUGGGGAUGUUGGAGGUCAGCGCCACAUUGGCUCCCAGACUUUUGAAGGACAGUGAUUAAGAGCAACUCAUUUUCUACGUCAUUCAUUGAACGCCGCCUUUCCUUGUUGGUCUUGUUUUUCAUAUUUUCAUAUUUAUCCUCAAGGAAUUGUUCGGCGUUCAGUGUUGGUGUCCCCUCCGUGUCCAGUCUUCAUAACAAUUUGUCCAUUGGGCGCGUAGGGGUUGAGUUCAUUGAACGCCGCCUUUCCUUGUUGUAUCAUAUUUUGAGCGCUAGGGCAAACGGGUUUUGGAUCGCAAUAUUAUGGUCGAUAAAACUUGGGCCCGAAUACGAAGGCAGAGUCUAGUUUGUAGGACACUCCGAGAUAAAAGACACCAAAGGCAAGGGUUCAGCGCAUCGAAAGGAAGGAGAUGCUAAUCAUUUCAUGGAUCGACAAGAAAUAAUCUUUCAGCAUAAAGACGGCUGCACUGUGAACGUAGACUAUUACUCUGAGAUAAGUAAGAUUUUUUUAAUGAAAUGCAAUGAAAAUUAUGAAACAUAAAUUUGUUAUUAUUUAUUUAAGAAAUUUAAUUUGAAAAUAAAAUGACAUUAUGUAGCCACUUUUUAAUAACGUACGUUACCGCCACAUGCCCGGAUGAUAGCCUCAACCCUUCACGUCAUACCCGGCAUGUUGCCUCAAUUUUGACAUGACCGCAGCUGAAAUUUAAAUUUUAUUUUGUCAAUGGCACGAACCACCUGUAGUCAACCUGCAACAACUAAGACAAGCUCUGCACCAAGAAUUGCAAAAAUUACCUCAAAAUCGCAUUAGAAGCUUUACUGGUAGUAUGAGGAGAAGGGUUGAUGCUAUC
Messenger RNA from Ruditapes philippinarum (Manila clam), 2765 nucleotides. Its product is annotated as lysyl oxidase homolog 2-like. NCBI's taxonomy places the organism in Eukaryota, Metazoa, Mollusca, Bivalvia, Venerida, Veneridae. The record is from RefSeq and is a predicted model, not a curated record. Gene Ontology annotation, cellular component: membrane. The transcript has 6 exons. Bases 125 to 946 code for a protein of 273 amino acids.